Messenger RNA from Cimex lectularius (bed bug), 451 nucleotides. Its product is annotated as cuticle protein 7-like. The coding region runs from base 32 to 376 and encodes 114 amino acids. The record is from RefSeq and is a predicted model, not a curated record. Lineage: Eukaryota; Metazoa; Arthropoda; Insecta; Hemiptera; Cimicidae. The transcript is spliced from 2 exons. Gene Ontology annotation, cellular component: extracellular matrix.
GUGAACAAGCACGGGCAGACUAACGUACAUAAUGAGCACUUUUGCCGUUUUCUUCUUCUGCAUCGUUGCUGCCGCCACAGCACAAUCGGGAGGACACAGUGAAGAAAGUCUCGGCCACUACGAACAUUACGACUAUUACGCACCGCCCCACUACAGCUACGAAUACAAAGUUCACGACGAGCAUACAGGAGACGUCAAAUCUCACCAUGAAACUAGGGAAGGCGAUAAAGUCAAGGGAUUCUACAUGUUGAAAGAAGCCGAUGGUACGGUCAGGGAAGUCCAUUAUACCGCCGAUCACAAAAAUGGUUUCAACGCUGAAGUCAAAAGAGUAGGACAUGCCGUCCACCACGUACCUGAAUACCAACAUCAUUACUAACAAAUUAUAUGUAAAGAAAACUAUGCAACGUAAUGUAAAUUUGUACUAAAAAGUAUACAAACGUAUGAUAAUAUA